Messenger RNA from Ixodes scapularis (black-legged tick), 2244 nucleotides. RefSeq lists its product as uncharacterized. The record is from RefSeq and is a predicted model, not a curated record. Bases 1 to 2244 code for a protein of 747 amino acids. The transcript has 3 exons. NCBI's taxonomy places the organism in Eukaryota, Metazoa, Arthropoda, Arachnida, Ixodida, Ixodidae. Gene Ontology annotation, molecular function: zinc ion binding; nucleic acid binding.
AUGGAACGACUAAAGCAGAAGCGGACGGCUCUGAGGUCUCAAGUAACGAGGCUGAUCUCCGACAUCGACGCAGCUAUCGCAAGCCACUCCGACGAGCGAAGCCUCAACGUAUUAUCGGUGAGGCUCAGUGAGUUGCGAAUACAGCUGAGCAACGUGAACGCAUCCAUCGAAGCACUGGUACCUGACGGAGACAUUGAGCAAAACUACGCCCGCACGAUUGAAUAUGACGACAAGAUCGUCACGCACAUCGCCACCAUCGCACAGGUGGUAGAGGAACUACGACGAGCGAGGCCCCAAGCUGGUGCAACGCGGAUUCACAACGGCGAUGACGGACACGUUGCAACCUCUAAGUUACCGAUUGGCAACCCUUCUGGGAACAGUGAUUGGCAACCCUUCUGGGAACAGUACAAGCAAGCCAUACAUGACAACGACAGCCUCUCUAACGCUGAGAAGUUCUUGUACCUGCGGUCGGCGCUCACAGGAAAGGCAGCAUCGGCGAUAGCCGGCAUUCAAGCAACGGGAGAAAACUACGAUACCGUCGUUGAGCUUCUAAGGGAGCGCUUCGGUCGGACUGACGUUCUCAUUCAAGAACACCUCUCCCAACUACUUGAUUUGCCAGCAGUACGACACUCGAGCGAGGUGAGCGGAUUGCGACGUCUCUAUGACCACUUGCAACGUAAUAUGGCCGCUCUCACCGCGCUCGGGGUGAAGAGCGACACUUACGGAGCUAUGCUCUGCUCUGCGCUACUGAGAAUGCUGCCGGGAGAGUUAGUCAUUGAUUACCACAAGUGUCAACGUCCUGCGGACAAGGGAAACGACGGUAUCAAAAUAGAGAGCCUACAACACUUCCUUAAGCUUGAAGUGGAGAGCCGUGAAGAGGCUCAACAAGUUCGUCAGCGAGAAGCCAAGAGUAUGAGCCAUACCAAAAUAACAGAAGGUGGAAAGGCUUCCCUGAAGGGAUCAGCCGCUGCUCUUUCUUCAACUAGUCGCUCCAAGCAGACUGAACCAUGCGCAUUCUGUGCCACGAAGAACCACACUACACGAAAUUGUCAGACAUCAAUUUCUCUGGAGGAGAAGAAGCAAAGAUUUCGAGAAGCAGGACGAUGUUUUCGGUGUUUGAUCAAGGGACACACCUCCAAAGAAUGUCGCAACACAAGAAUCAUGUGUGAAACAUGCGGGCGAAGGCACAUAACUCAAAUGUGUGACCCAUCCUGGAAGAAAAGUAAGAACACCGCAGCAGAGUUACACUCUUCGACUGGCGGGAAGAGCGAUGAAGCACCUGCUGUACUACUUCAAACAGCUCAGGUCUGGGCAGAAGGGAAACAGCAAAGAGCUCUCACGCGCAUCCUUUUUGACGGAGGAAGCCAACGAACCUUUGUGAUGGAAGAACUUUCACGUAAGCUGCAGCUCGAGGUUGUUGGUGAAGAAGACAUUACUAUUUACCCUUUUGGAGGAGCAGGAAACAUCAUCAAGGAAAAACGCAGAAGGGUACGAGUCUGGCUAAGGAGCCAGUACAGCCAAAAGAAGCACUGCCUAGAAGCUCUGGAGAUACCAGAGAUUUGCUCCGAUCAUCUUCUUCUACCUGAGAGUGUAGUGCAAGGAGUCCAAGUACAGAUAGCUGAGCUGGCAGACGUCACCUUGCCACCAGCCCAGUUAACAAGACGUGGCAUUGACAUUCUUAUUGGUGCUGACUACUAUUGGACCCUUGUCUCUGGUGAGGUCCAAAAAGUGCAAGGCGCUCUAGUCGCUGUCAAAACAGACUUUGGAUGGACACUUCAAGGACCGAUUCCCCAAAGCGGUUUGACUGCCUCCUGUUCUACUGCGGCAGUUCUGAAGGCCAAUGUGGGUGGAAGCACAUGCUCAUUGUCUACCGAGAUCCGGUCAUUUUGGGAGCUGAAAAGCAUGGGCAUCACCGAUCCUAACCUCCCACAAAAGGAAGAGGAGAAUGAAGUUGUCAGAGCAUUUACAUCAUCCAUCAAGCUAACUACCGGACGGUACGAGGUGGCCUUACCUUGGAAGCCAAUGAACCUUCAGCUGGCAGACAAUGAAGGAGUCUCAAGGAAGCGUCUGGUGACCCUCACAAAGAAGUUGCUUAGGGACGAUGUGAUGCUGCCUGAAUGCCAGCCCCAAGGCUUAUGGGGCUGUGGCGUACCUGUGCACGCAGACUGCACCAAUGAGGGUGACUUUGGUUUUGCCCAAGACCCGGGUGGCGCCGCAAAAGAAACUUUCUCUCCCAAGACUUGA